This is a messenger RNA of Penicillium longicatenatum, 945 nucleotides long. Its product is annotated as Mg2+ transporter protein CorA-like/Zinc transport protein ZntB. Gene Ontology annotation, molecular function: cobalt ion transmembrane transporter activity; cobalt ion binding; magnesium ion binding. Gene Ontology annotation, biological process: transmembrane transport; metal ion transport. NCBI's taxonomy places the organism in Eukaryota, Fungi, Ascomycota, Eurotiomycetes, Eurotiales, Aspergillaceae. The coding region runs from base 1 to 945 and encodes 314 amino acids. The record is from RefSeq and is a predicted model, not a curated record. Gene Ontology annotation, cellular component: membrane. The transcript is spliced from 2 exons.
AUGUUGAUGGUUGUGACAGGUGCGCAUGCAGUGAAGCUUUUAUGUCAAACUCAGGAGAAGUAUACGGAUCGGGAUCAGCCUUUAUCCUCCUUCAUACCAGUUGUCUCAUUGAACAUCACAGACUCUGCGUUCGAGGCGAGAGCAGCGAUGGAAGCCGCCAUAAGAGAUAUCAUUCUCAUGACCUUCACCAAUGAAGAUUCCGAUGUCGUGAGCUAUGAAGCUCAAUUCAAAGCCGGCCAACGUCCGAACAGGCGUCUAAUGCAGGAGAUAUACGUCGUCCGCGAGGAGCUUCUGAUGGUCGAGAAGAUUGCCGACGAGCAACGCCAAACUCUCAAGAAUUACCGUAGAGUCUUAAACCCAUCCACAUUCCGCAUCACAACUCAGUCGCGAAUCUCUUCCUUCGAACUCGAGGAAAGACGGCUUGGUACGAUUCUCGAUAGAAUCAACGAUGAUAUCAAUUUGAUCAAAAUCCUCUUGGACAGGCUUGAAUCAAUAGCCACUCAGACGCGCAAUGGGGUCGAAGUUCGUCAAGAAGAUCAAAGCAAGGCGAUUAUGAUCUUCACCAUCAUGACGGUAGUGUUCAUGCCGCUGUCAUUUGUGACGGGAUACUUUGGUAUGAACACGAAUGACAUCCGUAACAUGGAAAGCUCUCAGACGCUUUUUUGGACGGUGUCUAUUCCAUUUACGGUCGUCAUCAUUGCUGCAGUGUUGCUUGUGGCAUUUCAGGCAGAUAGACUUCGAGAGGCUCUUGAUAAUUUGCUGUGGCAUGACGAUGUACCAGUUGGAAUGCCAAUCAAUAACCCCUGGGCGGAGAAGGAGAUGCCAGAGGAAGACAAAAAGUACCUUGAAACGGCACGUAGCGCUGUUUCACCGGGGAAACAGUGGCUUCCGAGAAGAAGAGCUAAGAAUCGAAAGGUCGCACCGCAAGAUUCUUCUUUUGUGUGA